AUGCAAAUCACCCAUGUAUACAGUGCGGGCAAUGCUAGAUUUUGUCAGUCUCUCUGGAAGUAACUUUCUAGAAACAUGCGGAGUGUAAAGAAAUUAUUAGUUGUGGUUGCUUUUGCUCUUACCUUACAAUUUUCACUAUCAUAUGGAUUGUUUAAUGAACAUCAACGGGUAAAAAACAAGCAUCAAGUUGAUAAAAUAAAACGAAAUGGGCAUUGUAAUGGUUUCCAGUGCACGUCGGGAAUCUGUAUAGACUUUGAAUAUACAUGUGACGGUGACCCAUCAGACUGCGAAUACAACGGCGAGGACGAAAACUAUUACAUGUGUAACAGUCGUCGUGAGUGCCCAAGUACUGACCAAUAUCUCUGCCCAAGUGGCCGAUGCAUAAAAUUGAUUUGGAUUUGUGAUGGAGUGCACGAUUGUAGUGAUGGAUCUGAUGAAACUCAAAACUGUUUAAAAAGAACGUGCGAUGCCGACCAGUUUCUUUGCAGCACUGGGUCAUGCCUUCCAAAGCAACUGAUCUGUAAUGGAUUUGCAGAUUGUACAGAUGGAGAAGACGAAGCAGCUUGCAACAUUGAGGUAGCCUGUGACCCUGAUGAGUUUCAAUGUGAAGAUAAAUCUUGUAUUAGUAAAUCUAAAGUGUGUGAUGGUUGGAAGACUUGUUGGCCGAAUGGUGAAGACGAGGCAGCAUGUAACAUCGAGGUUGGUUGUGACGAUGAUGAGUUUCAGUGUGAGGAUGACUCCUGCAUUAGUAAAUCAAAAGUAUGUGAUGGUUGGAAGAAUUGUUGGCCAAGUGGUGAGGACGAAGCAGCUUGUAAUUUUGAGGUUGGUUGUGACGAUGAUGAGUUUCAAUGUAGAGAUAAAUCCUGUAUAGGUGCAUCGAAAGUAUGCGAUGGUUGGAAAAAUUGUUGGCCGAAUGGUGAGGACGAGGCAGCUUGCAAUGUUGAGGUUGGUUGUGGCAGUGACGAGUUUCAGUGUGAGGAUAAAUCCUGCAUUAGUGAAUCAAAGGUGUGUGAUGGAUGGAAGAAUUGUUGGCCAAGUGGUGAGGACGAGGCAGUUUGCAAUGUUGAGGUUGGUUGUGGCAGUGAUGAGUUUCAGUGUGAAGAUAAAUCCUGCAUUAAUGAAUCGAAGGUAUGUGACGGUUGGAAGAAUUGUUGGCCAAGUGGUGAGGACGAGACAGCUUGCAAUGUUGAGGUUGGUUGUGGCAGUGAUGAGUUUCAGUGUGAAGAUAAAUCCUGCAUUAGUGAAUCAAAAGUAUGCGAUGGUUGGAAGAAUUGUUGGCCAAGUGGUGAGGACGAGACAGCUUGCAAUGUUGAGGUUGGUUGUGGCAGUGAUGAGUUUCAGUGUGAAGAUAAAUCCUGCAUUAGUGAAUCAAAAGUAUGCGAUGGUUGGAAGAAUUGUUGGCCGAGUGGUGAGGACGAGGCAGCUUGCAAUGUUGAGGUUGGUUGUGACGAUGAUGAGUUUCAAUGUGAAGAUAAGUCUUGUAUAAGUGAAUCGAAAGUAUGUGAUGGUUGGAAAAAUUGUUGGCCAAAUGGUGAAGACGAGGCAGCUUGCAACAUCAUAACUUGUUCAAAAAAUGAAUUUAAAUGUGAAGAUGACAUCUGCAUUGAUAACGCAUUAGUUUGUGAUGGUUGGAAACAUUGUUACCCACAAGGCGAAGAUGAGAAGGAUUGUAUAAAGUGCGAAAACGGAUUCGAAUGUAAGGAUGGAUUGUGUUUAGAUAAAAGUAAAGUGUGUGAUGGUGUAAAACACUGCUAUCCUGGUGGUGAAGACGAGCAGUGUAAUAUCGUACAAUGUACAGAUAAUGAGUUCCAAUGCAGUGACGGUAAAUGUAUUGACCAAUCUUAUGUUUGUGAUGGAUGGACACAUUGUUGGCCAGAUGGUGAAGAUGAAUCUACCUGUAACAUUGAAGUUGGUUGUGGUGAUAAUGAGUUCCAAUGUGAAGAUAAAUCCUGCAUUAGUGAAUCAAAAGUAUGUGAUGGUUGGAAAGAUUGCUGGCCAAAUGGUGAAGACGAAGCAGCUUGCAACAUCGUAACUUGUUCAAAAAAUGAAUUUAAAUGUAAAGACGACACUUGUAUUGAAAGCUCAUUGGUUUGUGAUGGUUGGAAACAUUGUUACCCACAAGGCGAAGAUGAAACAGAUUGUAUAAAGUGCGAAAACGGAUUCGAAUGUAACGAUGGAUUGUGUUUAGAUAAAAGUAAAGUAUGUGAUGGUGUAAAACACUGCUAUCCUGGUGGUGAAGACGAGCAGUGUAAUAUUAUAAAAUGUACAGGCAAUGAGUUUCAAUGUAGUGACGGUAAAUGUAUUGACCAAUCUUAUGUCUGUGAUGGAUGGACACAUUGUUGGCCAGAUGGUGAAGAUGAAUCUACCUGUAACAUUGAAGUUGGUUGUGGUGAUAAUGAGUUCCAAUGUGAAGAUAAAUCCUGCAUUAGUAAAUCGAAAGUAUGUGAUGGUUGGAAAAAUUGUUGGCCAAAUGGUGAAGAUGAGUCAUCUUGUAAAUUAGUAACUUGUUCAAAAGAUGAAUUCAAGUGUAACGAUGAUACCUGUAUUGCUAGUUCAUUGGUUUGUGAUGGUUGGAAACAUUGUUACCCAAAUGGAGAGGACGAGGACAGUUGCAACAUUGAAACUGCCUGUGAAGAUGAUGAAUUUCAAUGCAACGACAAUACUUGUAUCAAGCAAUAUUUUCUUUGUGACGGAUGGGACAAUUGUUUGCCAAACGGGGAAGAUGAACACAGUUGUCAGCUCUUAGAUGAAGAUAUUCUGCAAGAGCGACUGCAUUCACUUUAUGAGAAUUUUGAGAAAUUGGCAGUUCUGGUGGAAUUACUAGAAAAUAACGAUGAUAAACUUACCGAACGGCUCGAUUACUUAGAGAAUCAGAUAAACGGCCUUCACGAAUACGGUAGUCUGGAUAAGACGCAGAAGAGACAACUCGACGACAAGUCUUCACUUAACUCUAUUAAAAAAUUGAAUAAACUAAACUCUAUUACAAGCCGGAUAGAAAAACUCAAAGAUCUCUUAAAUAGUGCGCACAAUAGGUAGUAUUACAAUAGUACAAUACAAUAGUAUAAUGGUAGUAGUAGUACAAUAUGCCAUAUUGACAAUAUCUAUCAAUUUUGUUAUAGGAUAACCUACAAAUAAUUUCAUAUCAUAUUGUAUAUCAUGUGAUUAAAACAGGAUACUGCAUCAAUGCGUACACAUAAUUAUUACUGUUAUCUAAUCAUUUAAAAUAAGACUAUUGCUACUAAACAACGUAGCAAUAAUGAUUCAUGCACCUAUAUGUAGACUAACCAUUUUUAAUAUGUUAUCAAAGUCGGCUGAAGUGUUGAAACCAAUUUAAGUGGAACGUUUAAUUACUUCCCGUUUCAUAAACCAACAGAUAGCAUAUUGUGAUUGAAAGUAUAAUUAAGUCACAUGGUUCUUUAAUUUAUAUUAAUUGUUGUUGUCAUGAUAAUACUCGAUGAGAAAGAACAGUUGACCAAAUA
Anneissia japonica is the source of this 3479-nucleotide messenger RNA. RefSeq names its product low-density lipoprotein receptor-related protein 1B-like. The record is from RefSeq and is a predicted model, not a curated record. Gene Ontology annotation, molecular function: protein binding. The transcript has 5 exons. Lineage: Eukaryota; Metazoa; Echinodermata; Crinoidea; Comatulida; Comatulidae. The coding region runs from base 76 to 3036 and encodes 986 amino acids.